UGUCAUGCUCGCGCUCCAUUGAUACUGGCUGCCAGUACUAGAGCGUGGAGCGGACUAGGGAAAAACAUAAAGGAAAAACGAAAACAAUCAAGCGGCAACAUUUAAUACAAUAAUGAUAGCGACACAACUGCAGGCACUGGCAUCCCUUCGGUGACAGGCAAGACAUCACAAGGAAGAGGAGGAAGAGCUAGGAGAAGACCGCACAUCUGGGAAGACAUUUAAAAGUAACUAAAGCUUACUUGACCACAGGUAGUUAUCGCGCGUCAAAGAAUAUCAAAGUGCAGGUCAUGCGGAUAUCUCCGGGUGGAGAUCGAGCUGUGUUUCAUUGCUAGUAGAGUUCUUCUUGGGAAGAAGAUCACUUCUUUUCAGCUGAACAAGAACAGGGGAAAGCCAUGUCCAGAAGAAAGCAGAGCAAACCCCGGCAGAUCAAACGUUCUAUUGGCGACCUGGAGGGUGGUGAGGACAACGCACCUGACGACGUCAGCCUAUCAGGCGAUGAGGGCGGAGCCUCAGACUCAGCAGAAUGUGACAGCUCCAGUACACCACCAUAUACCCCCCUGUACAAUGAAGAGCCAAGGACACAUGAAUCCCUUUGUGCACCUGAUGAUGAUGAGGAKGAGGAGGAGGAGAAAGGUCCAACACACACUGAGGAGGAGAUGGAAGAGGAGGAAGACUGUCUACAUUGGAGGGGUCCAGAUGAUCUGGAGCUGAGUGAUGAUGCUGCUUACCCCAAGGUCCUGGCCUGCAGGGACCUCACCACCGACACAUUAUGGGGGCCAUACGCUGGGAUCGUCCAAACAGAAGAUGCGGGAGAUGACCAGGAGUCAGAGGUGAAGGUUCGAAGUGCAUGGAGGGAGAUGUUAGAGGUCAAGUAGCGGGUUGGGUUCUGUCAAUGGGACAGGAUAAUAAAAAAAUUACUUAUCACCCAUUAAUCUGUCAGUGGUGGGAAAUGGAAAUAUCUUUGUGUGCGCACGCUCCUAUUACCCCAUGGCCAAUCGCUAUAUACAUUUCCUUGGGAAAUGUUAGAGACAGGAUGUUCCUCUCGCUGGAGUUGUCUCUUAUUCAUCAUGUGCUGAAAGUCCAUCUAAUCAUGUGAUUCUGAGCUGGAAGAGUUUUCCUGGCACUGACCAGAUACAGAUACCAGAACAUUGCACACUCUCAUACACAAAAACACACACACAUACACACACACUUUCUCUGGACUG
This is a messenger RNA of Salvelinus sp. IW2-2015, 1205 nucleotides long. RefSeq names its product zinc finger protein ZFPM1. The record is from RefSeq and is a predicted model, not a curated record. NCBI's taxonomy places the organism in Eukaryota, Metazoa, Chordata, Actinopteri, Salmoniformes, Salmonidae.